CCCCAUUGAAUCCGUGGACUGGUUAAACAGUUGUGAAUGUAAUCAGUACAUUUAUUUAAACCGUUUACGUAAACGCCGUAUGGCUUGGUGUUCUGGAUUAUCGCGGCAGUAUUGUGACAAGAGGAGAAACCUGUUAUUCACUUGUUUUACCACUUUGUAACAGUUUUGUUGUAGCCUUUAGUGUUUUUGUGUGUGUGAUGGACGCCAUUUUAGGUUGAUUACACUAGCCACAUUGUUUCAGGCCUUCCACAUAUAUCACUUUGUGGGAUUUUUUUUUUAUGAAAUUUUGACUGCAUUGAACAAAUAUUUUGGAGGAACUUUGAUACGGACACUGGCGCGACACAUUCACUCAUACGGACAUUGAUUGAACUCUUUAUUUCUUGAUCAUAUUUGGACGUUACGGACAGCUAACGGCUAAACGCCAUAUGGUCCUGGGACAUUGUGAAACAGCGGGAUACCUUCUCGCCUCUGCUGGGAAUUCAGUGGACAAUAAGUCACUUGCGUCAUUAAGAAUACGUGUUGCACUUGAUCACAAUCUCUUUGAACAUUUCUCUUUUCAAUUCGCAGUUUUUCACUUCUCUUUUCCGUUAGGCAUAAUCCAUAGGGGCUCCAUUGCAUUAAAAAUGGUUAAACUGAUGAGAAAACAUGGCUAUUAUUCUUAAAUUGUUCAUUGUUAGCUGAUAAACAUACAUUUGAGUAAGGUUGAUCGCUGGGCUUUGCCCAGUGUGGUUGAGUUUGUUUGUUUGUGGUGGUGGUAUUUUCCCACAAGGAUUGUGUAAACAUGUCUUGUGUCCAUUACAAGUUUUCUUCUAAACUGAACUACGACACGGUCACCUUCGAUGGCCUUCACAUCACGCUCUGUGAUUUGAAACGUCAAAUCAUGGGGCGAGAGAAGCUGAAGGCCGCGGACUGCGACCUGCAAAUCACCAACGCGCAAACCAAUGAGGAAUACACAGAUGAUGGAGCCCUCAUCCCCAAAAACUCAUCUGUUAUCAUCAGACGCAUACCCAUUGGGGGGGUCAAGUCGACUAGCAAAACAUUUGUCAUUGAUCGAUCUGAACAAUCAAGUGGAUCUUCAAAAGCAAUCGAUGAUUCUUCCAUUUCUCUGGCCCUGCUUUCAAAGACAGCCAAUCUUGCUGAAACAAACGCAUCAGAGGAAGACAAAAUAAAAGCAAUGAUGUCUCAGUCCAACCAUGACUAUGAUCCGAUCCACUAUGCAAAGAAACUUGUUGGUCCACCCCCACCAAAUUACACAUGCUUUCGUUGUGGAAAAACUGGACAUUACAUCAGAAACUGCCCAACAAAUGGGCAGGAUCGAAGUUUUGAAGCUCCUCAACGGAUAAAGAAAAGCACAGGAAUUCCUCGGAGUUUCAUGGUGGAGGUAGAUGAUCCAAACAGAAAGGGAGUCAUGCUGACUAACAGUGGCGCAUAUGCUAUUCCUACUAUUGAUGCUGAGGCUUAUGCUAUUGGGAAGAAAGAGAAGCCACCCUUCUUGCCACAGAAUCAGUCAUCAUCCUCGGAGGAAGAAGAUCCUGUGCCUGAUGAGCUGCUGUGUCUUAUCUGCAAGGAUCUUAUGACUGAUGCUGUGGUUAUCCCCUGCUGUGGAAAUAGCUACUGUGAUGAGUGUGUUCGUACAUGUUUGCUGGAGUCUGAUGAACAUGUUUGCCCCACCUGCAAACAAUCGGAUGUAUCUCCCGAUGCUUUGAUUGCUAACAAGUUUUUGCGCCAAGCAGUAAAUAAUUUUAGGAAUGAAACCGGAUACACCAAGAGGAUUCGCAAAGCUACUGCUUCUCAAUCAGCAGUUCAAGGAACCCAAGCACAGGCUCCUGUGCAGCGGCCACCUCUGAGGCCCGCCUCUUCACGCCAACAGGAUCCUCUGAUGGCCAAUCUUCCGAGCUCAACAGCUGCUAGCACUCCUCCCCAAAGCAUGCCAGCUGCAGCCUUGUCUCCUGCUAGCACUCAUCAGCCCUCUAGCACCCCACCUUCUACCAGCUGCUCUAACUUGCAGAGUAGCAGUACACCUGCAAUGAACUCUCCUCAUCACUCUACUAUGCAGGAUGAUCCGCCGUUGUCCAAGGAGGAACCUGCAUCUGAGGUCCCCGCAUCUUCUGUUUUGCCUUCAUCAGAGACCUCUGUCCCAACAACUUCUGCUGGUCCAAAGGGGUUCCAUGUCCAAGUGAUUGGGCAGCCUAAUAUGCCUCAGCAUCUCAUGCACAGACCAGGACCGCCAAGGCCUAGUGGACCAAGGCCAACUGGGAGCCGUUCUCAAUGGGAUCUGUCCUCAAGUAGAGGGAGGAGACCUCCUAGUGAGCGACCACAAAGGACACCGCAACCUCCACCAGUGCAAAACCUUCCUCCUAUAGGCCCCCCAGUAUUCGUGCCUCCUCUUUUUCCACCUCCACCACACCCCAUGCCUCAGCCACCAGGUGUCAUUCCUCAGCAGUAUCCCAUGCAGUAUCCUCCAGGACAGCAGCCGCCUCCUCCCUUCAACAUUCCGCCACCUGUCUUUCCACCAAUCCCACCUAAUGUGCAGGCUCCCUGGGUGGCUCCUGGCACUCAGCCACCCAUAGCCAACCCUAUCCCCAAUAUACCAACAGCACCGUUUCUAUCCAAAGAGGAAUUUUACAGGCAGCAGCGCAGACUGAAGGAAGAUUCCCAAUCUCGAUUUGUAACCAGGGAGAAAAAGUCUAAACUUGAGGAGUUUACCAAUGACUUUGCCAAAGAGCUUUUAGAGUACAGGAAGAUCCAGAAGGACAGAAGAAGAUCGUACUCUAGAUCAAAAUCUCCAUACAGAGGCUCUUCUUACAGUGGCUCAUCAUAUUCCUAUUCCAAAUCACGUUCACGGUCCAGAUCACCACGCUCCUACUCUAGGUCAUUAUCCCGGUCUAGAUCCCGUUCACGCUCUCGUUCACGAUCACGCUCCUACUCUCGCUCACCAUACUCCCGCAGGGGCAGAGGUCGGAGCCGUAGCUAUCGAUCCAGGUCACACAGUCCAGCAUUCCAUCGCUCCCGCAGCAGAUCGCCAUCAUAUAGGGGUCGAGGUGUGAGUGAGAUGGGCAGUUCAAUCUAUCGUUCCCGUUCCAGAACCCCAGUAUAUAAGAAUUGCAGUCCCAGCAAGAAACUCCCACCUUCACAGAUGGAGGGGGAGCGUAAAUUCUCUGGCAGGUACAGAGAGCUUCCACCUUAUGAUGCUAAGGCUUAUUAUGGCCGCAACGUAGACCAGAGUGACCCCUACGAGAGAGAACGGUACAGAGAGUGGGAAAGAGAGUACAGGGAGUGGUAUGACAAUUACCUCAAGAGCUACAACAACCAACCCGGUGGUCACCCGCGGAGCCGUCGUCCAAGCAGCAGAGAUCCUAAUACCCCUGAGCGUUUUGCCCCUCCUCGACCAAGAGAAAACUCUCCCUUUAGUAGGGGACAUCGGGAGGAUUACCCGCCAUCUUCUCAAAGUCAUGGAGUUACCCAGAGAGGCCGCGAUGCCAUGACAUACCAAGAGAAGUGUGCUGAGAAGUACGGCCACCUCCACAUCAACACCGGUUCUGGUAAAGGACUUAAAGACUCUUUGAAACCUCUUAAGGACAGAGAGCCCAGUAGCAGCACUGCUACAGACCUCAAGACUUUGAAACAUAAGAAACAUCGCAAAAAGAAGAGAGAUGAUGGUGACCCCUUCAGUCUCUCUGACACUAUGGAUAAUUCCAGGAAAGAUGAACGCAAAGGUGACUCUAUGAUGAUGAAUUCAAGCCGUGACGAUGCCACACCUGUCAGGGAUGAGCCCAUGGAUAGUGCUACGGUGCCCUACAAACGCACCCCUGAAAAGGAGAAGAAAGAGAAAACUAAGAGCAAGACAGACAAAAUUAAAGUAAAGUCUGAAAGCAGUGGACAGAAAGAAAUUACAGGAAAGGGGACAAAGCCUGCCAAAGAGGAGGCAGAUGCACUGCGAGAUAAGGUGACUCCAACUGAAUCAGCCAUUAAGAGAGUCAAAGAAGAACCACCCCACAAAUCUGAAGUGACCAAACCUCAAUUCAUUGAGUCUAAACUCAUGCUCCCUCGCAAGCUGAUGCAGUCUAGACCCAUCAAACGCCAUCAAGAGCUUAAGUCAGUCAAAGAUGAACUUAAAGGCAAGAAAGAAUUUGUGAAAGACCCAGCAAAGCAAGAGAAAAUUCCUGGAAAAGAUGGGAAGGUCAAGAAAGACCUAGAGAAGCCUGUGAAAACUGAGAAAAUACCAACCAAAGCAGUUGACCCCAAACAGGAUAAAAAGAAGCGGAAAUAUGACCAGCCAUAUGUGAAAGACCUGGACAUCCCCCCAGUCAAAAUGGCCAAAAUGGAAGUUACUGACAAAGCCAGAGGCUCUCCAAAACCUAAACCCAGGCUGGAGAAUGAAAGGCCAGUUGAGAAGCAGAAAGUAGUUAUUCCGUCCUUGAUGGAUAUUAAGCCAGAACCUGUGAGAAAGAUAAAAAUUAACAGAGAAAUUGGCAAGAGAAUAAUUGGCAUUGAUUGCCCCAUUUCUGCUGAGGACUUGGUGCAUUCCACAGGAAAGGGCAGGCUGGAAAAGUCUAGGGGAAAACUGAGGAGGAAGGAGCAUGCUCCCGAUGGGUCAGGGUCCAUGCUGGCUGAUUACACCAGCACUAGCUCCACAGGUGGAAGCCCCAUCAAAAGGCAUGAAGAGAAGUUAGACCUAAAGAAAACUGUGGUAAAGACCCUGGAGGAAUACACCAAUGACAGCUCCACCCCUGCUGAAGAUGAAAUUGUCAUGAUCCAAGUGCCCCGCUCCAAGUGGGAAAAAGAGGACUAUGAAUCUGAGGAUGAUGAUUCUAAGGGCACCAUUGGGACUCGCAGUGUCCAUAUAUCCAGCUCUGCUCCUGUGGGUGAGAACACUGUUUUGAAAGCAACAAGCAAGGAAUCUCCCCAUGCUGACAAAGCCCCCUUGGCAUCCAAACCUGCCAAGGAUUCCACAUUAGGUGAUAAGGAGAGGGAUACAGACAAGGAGAAAGAUCGAGACCGAUUGAAAGAAAGAGACCGCAGUGGUGCAGAUUGUGAGGUAACAGAUAAAAGGAAUCCUAGUGUGCCUAAUCAGGAAAGAGGAAGUGACCAUGGCAGUGAGCGGAGCUCCUCAUCCCAGUCCUCCAGGGACAGACUAGCUGACCGAUCUGAACCAAACUCUAGAAAGCCAGAUGGUAGGGAGACUACUAGCCUCACCAACAGAAAACCAGACCACAGAGAUGAUGCAAGAGACCAAUUAAGCACCAGAUUGAGAGAUGAGAGAGGUCUUCUCAGGAGAAGAAUAUCGCCCUCCCCACCCUCUAGGGUAAAGGACACAGACUCUGUAAGAAAAGGCCUGGAGGUUUCUCAGGAGUCUCAAAGCCCAACUAGGGAGAAGAGAACAUCAUCCCGAAACGCCUCAGAGCCCAAAAGAACAGGGCAAGAGGACCACAAAUCACUGAGUAAGGAGAGCCAGAAUUCUAGGCAUUCUGAUAUGCGUCCCACAAAAGACUCACACAGGACUCCUCAAAUAGCGGCGACUCCAGAGUCUAGGGCUGAUUCAGAGAAAGGUGGCACACAUGGUGACCACAUCAAAAUACUAGCCACACGCUCAACACGACUGUCCUCUGAUUUAGCACGAGAAACUGAUGAAGCCGCGUUUGUCCCGGACUACAGCGAAAGUGACAGUGAGACCUCGGACUUUGAGAGCAAAAUGGAGCAGAGAGGGCAACAGAGGGACAGCAGUGGCAGCCAGAGUCCAAGCCCCUCUGGAAGCCAUGGUCAUAGUAGCAGCCCUAGCUCCCCGGGCAGUCAGGACAGCAAAAAGAAGAAAAAGGACAAAAAGGAGAAGAAAGAGAAAAAGAAACACAAGAAGCACAAAAAACACAAAAAGCAUAAGAAACACACAAGUAAUGAAUCUGAAGCAGAGCUCAAAGGACAAAAACACAAAAACAAAAAAAAGAAGUCCAAAAAGAGCAAAGACAAGGAUAAAGAUGACAUGGAAAAAGAUGAGAAAGAUUAAUAUGUGGCAAAAGUAUCUGUAUAAUAAAUUACAGGUUGAUUAUCUAAUUUACUCAUCUUUAAGAAAAAAAAAUUAUAUUGUACUGCAGAAAGGAGGUUGUCUGUUUUAAGUACUGUUCAGCUUUCAUUAUGUACAAUGUUUCAUUGGUUAGAGACAUUAUAUUUUUGUUUGUUAGUUGGCCCUAACCUCUGCCACCAAUGUAAGAGAGUAGCUACUUGAAUGAUUGAAGUUGUGUUGCUUUGGGUUCUGAACUUUCAUUAAUAUUUUGGUUCUGAUUUAAAAUUCUAGCAGGAUUAUUUUGGUUCUGAUAUAAAUCCUAGAAGGAAUCUUUCAUUGAAGUACAUAAUGGUUUAGCAUUAAGGCCAUAGUGGAGGAUGCACUUUAAAAAUGUGAACGUGAUUACAGAUUUGCAAAUGUUUGCCCUUUUGUACCUCAUCUCUUAUAUGUCUGGUGUUGGUGAGAAGCAUAUCAUUAUGGCAGUAUGAUAAUAUUGUUACAGAGAUAAUUGGAUGGUAGUUGCCUGGCAUUGGGGCACACAUUGAUUGCAAAUUAUAUGUUUUUGCACUGUGAAUAUUUCCUCAACUGUUUUAAGUUUAAAUUCUGCUUCACAAGAGUCCUUUAAAUUAUCUGAAGAAAUAGAAUGUUUUGAGGGUAAUAAAUUUUUUUCAGAAA
Molecule: messenger RNA, 6673 nt
Organism: Xyrauchen texanus (razorback sucker)
Lineage: Eukaryota; Metazoa; Chordata; Actinopteri; Cypriniformes; Catostomidae
Product: E3 ubiquitin-protein ligase RBBP6-like
Exons: 17
Coding region: 782-6001 (1739 amino acids)
Biological process (GO): protein ubiquitination; mRNA processing; ubiquitin-dependent protein catabolic process
Cellular component (GO): nucleus
Molecular function (GO): nucleic acid binding; ubiquitin protein ligase activity; zinc ion binding
Source: RefSeq, a predicted model, not a curated record